GUUGCCGAGUGCCGCAAGGGCUCGCUUUACCCUCUACCUACUUUUCCUCACUCAUAAGUACUCAAACCAUGGUUAACGCAUUUGCUCAGGAUAGUCAUAACGAGUUUAUUGUCAUAUCAGAUUCGGACUCUGAUAUAACAAAACGCAAAGCUGAGCGGGAGCAACUUGAACGAAAGUCAAAACUUCGUCGUCACCAGAAGACAUCAGAGAACUUUUUGGACAACGAACUCAAGAAGAUCCAGAAAGAGAACGAAAGCCUCAGAGCAAAGUGUGUGUCUCAGAAAAUCGAAAUAGAGAGACUUCAGAUCACUUUAAAACAGCUUACGAGUCAAGGUGACGAUGAAGAGAAAAAGCUGACUGUAAUUGAGUCCAGGUCAAGUGUCAGCGUCAAGCCCCCUGCUACAUCCAUGAAAGUCGAGACGAGU
Messenger RNA from Serpula lacrymans var. lacrymans S7.9, 425 nucleotides. RefSeq lists its product as uncharacterized. Lineage: Eukaryota; Fungi; Basidiomycota; Agaricomycetes; Boletales; Serpulaceae. The record is from RefSeq and is a predicted model, not a curated record. The annotation marks the transcript as partial. The transcript has 2 exons.